AUGCAGACGUUAUUUUGGCCGAGUUUGAUCAUCGGGUUCCUGAUUCAAAGGGGCUCUGCACGACUCUUGGACGACAACUGCAAAACCUCAACGGGAAUGAGAAUUUCGAAUGGCGAAAACGCUGAACUGGAGGCUGCUGCUUGGAUGGCAGGCGUAAGUAAUGAAACACAUUUUUUAUGUGGCGGCACUGUGAUUCACAAACGAUUUGUUUUGACGGCCGCUCAUUGCAUUAAAGAUAAAGGCAAAUUAUACGUGAGAUUGGGAGCGUACAACCUAGCGCUCCAUGUCGUAGAGUACAGUGUCAGCUAUGCGGUGUUUCACAGGGAAUACUCUUACGAAACGGGCCAAAAUGAUAUUGGCCUUCUUCAACUACCUCUCGAUAUUGUGUUUACUGGUAAGUCUUAA
This is a messenger RNA of Drosophila kikkawai, 405 nucleotides long. Its product is annotated as chymotrypsin-like. Gene Ontology annotation, biological process: proteolysis. The record is from RefSeq and is a predicted model, not a curated record. Lineage: Eukaryota; Metazoa; Arthropoda; Insecta; Diptera; Drosophilidae. Gene Ontology annotation, molecular function: serine-type endopeptidase activity.